This is a messenger RNA of Paralichthys olivaceus (Japanese flounder), 8196 nucleotides long. NCBI's taxonomy places the organism in Eukaryota, Metazoa, Chordata, Actinopteri, Pleuronectiformes, Paralichthyidae. The record is from RefSeq and is a predicted model, not a curated record.
UGUUAACAGCGGAGGACUAGAGCAAGUGGAUUGGAAGAACAGAGCGACUAAGCUUAACUGUGAGGGGGACCUCUUUGCUCUACGACAUCUGUCACGGCAUACACGCGUCCAGAGAAGCCCAGAAAAUGGUGAAAAGUCUUUGCAAUGAGCCAACAGUAGCCCCAACCGUUGAAUACGAUAGGCCGUGACAUCCAUGAAACAGAGACUUGUACAGUGUCACUCUCGAUUGUGUGAGUUCAUAGCUAAUCAGCAGCAGUGCCGGGUCCAGAGAGGAGUCACAGCAUGGACCUUAGAUUCAGACUGCUGUCCCCUCUCACCAGGGGAGCUCUUCAUCUCCUGCUGCUGGCCAGACUGGUGCUGCCUUCUCACUCAGAAAGCAUGCCCAGCUUCAUUAAGUCACCGGAUGAUCAGACAGGGAUCUCAGGAGGAGUGGCGUCAUUCGUAUGCCAGGCAAUGGGUGAGCCCAAACCUCGCAUUACCUGGAUGAAGAAGGGGAAGAAAGUCAGCUCUCAGCGCUUUGAGGUCAUUGAGUUUGAUGAUGGUUCAGGCUCUGUGCUGCGUAUCCAGCCUUUGAGGACUCACCGUGAUGAGGCCAUCUAUGAAUGCACAGCUACCAAUAGUGCUGGAGAGAUCAACACCAGUGCCAAGCUCACUGUGUUAGAGGAGGACCAGAUCCCUCAUGGUUUCCCUACCAUAGACAUGGGGCCCCAGCUUAAGGUCGUGGAGAGAACACGUACUGCUACAAUGCUGUGUGCAGCCAGUGGUAACCCUGACCCAGAGAUCUACUGGUUCAAAGACUUUCUACCUGUGGACAUCAGCAGCAGCAAUGGACGCAUAAAACAGCUGCGUUCAGGUGGUACACCAAUCAGAGGAGCACUUCAGAUUGAGAACAGUGAGGAGGCAGACCAGGGCAAGUACGAGUGUGUGGCAGUCAACAGCGCUGGGACUCGCUACUCUGCUCCAGCUAACCUUUAUGUUCGAGAUCAACGGGAAGUUCGUCGUGUGCCUCCCCGUUUCUCCAUCCCUCCCACCAAUCACGAUGUAAUGCCUGGAGGCAGUGUCAAUCUGACCUGUGUGGCAGUCGGUGCUCCCAUGCCUUUUGUCAAGUGGAUGAUCGGUGAGGUGGAGCUGACCCGAGAGGAGGAGAUGCCUAUUGGCCGCAAUGUCCUGGAGCUCACCAACAUCCAACAGUCUGCCAACUACACUUGUGUGGCCAUAUCCUCCUUGGGCAUGAUUGAGACCACGGCCCAGAUAACUGUCAAAGCUCUGCCAAAGCCACCUACCUCCCUCAUUGUGACAGAAACUACAGCAACCAGUGUCACCCUGACCUGGGACUCUGGUAAUCCUGAAUCGGUGUCCUACUAUGUAAUUCAGUACCGCCCCAAACUGUCUGAAAACGGCUUCCAGGAAGUAGAUGGAGUAGCCACCACCCGAUACAGCAUCGGUGGUCUUAGCCCCUUUUCUGAAUACGAAUUUCGCGUAAUGGCUGUCAACAACGUCGGCCGGGGGCCUCCCAGUGGUAUUGUGGACACUCGUACAAGUGAGCAAGCACCCUCAUCCCCUCCUCUUCACGUCCAGGCACGCAUGCUGAGUUCUAGCACCAUGCUGGUUCAGUGGGAACCUCCAGAGGAGCCCAACGGCCAAAUCCGGGGCUACAGAGUCUACUACAGCUCCACGCAAAACAACCCACUCAGCGCCUGGCAGAAACACAACACAGAUAACAGCCAGCUCACCACCAUUUCAGGCCUGACCACAGAUAUCACAUACAGCCUGAGAGUACUGGGCUUUACUUCAGUGGGAGACGGACCUCCCUCUGAUGUUGUGCAGAUCAAGACCCAGCAGGGAGUUCCAGCUCAGCCAUCUGGGUUCGAGGCUGAGGCAGAACUGGAUUCACGCAUCAUGCUUUCAUGGCUUUGGCCAGUUCAGGAGCCCAUCGUUGGCUUCGAACUUCUUUAUUGGGAGGCCAACAACCCUACAGACAAGCAUCGCGUCACUUUCGAGCCAGCAGGUUUCUACGCAAUUGAUGGUCUGAAGCCGGACACAGUCUAUAUGUUUUCCAUGGCAGCACGAUCUGAGAUGGGUUUAGGAGUCUUUACUCAGCCAAUUGAGACCAGAACUGCCCAAUCCACCCCUUCAGCCCCUCCUCAGGAGGUACAAUCGCUCAGCCUCAGCUCCACAAGCAUCAAGGUGAGUUGGGAGGCACCUCCCACAGACAGCCGCCAUGCGGAGAUAGUGCGCUACUCUCUAGCCUACCAAGCAGUCACAGGGGAGGACAUGGAGUACCACCAGGUGUCAGGGAUUGGUGCUGAUGCCACCAGUUACGUGCUAGAGGGCCUGGAGAAGUGGACUGAGUAUAUGGUGUGGGUGAGGGCUCAUACUGACGUUGGGCCCGGCCCAGAGAGCCCAGCAUCCCGUAUCAGAACCCAGGAGGAUGUGCCUGGAGCUCCUCCCAGGAAGGUGGAGGUGGACACCCUCAACUCCACUGCUCUCAGGGUGACCUGGAAGCCUCCCCUGUUUGUGAAGCAGCAUGGCCAGAUCAGAGGCUACCAGCUGGUCUACUCCAGGCUAGAGAAUGGGGAGCCUCAUGGCCAGCCAGUCAUUGUGGACGUUUCACUCCCUGACGCACAGGAGACCAUUAUAAGAGGCCUGCUCCCAGAGACGACCUACUCAUUGACUGUGGCUGCAUAUACCACUAAGGGUGAUGGAGCUCGCAGCAAGGCUAAGGUGGUCACCACCACAGGAGCAGUACCUGGUAAGCCCACCAUGAUGAUCAGCACCACUAUAGGGAACACAGCCUUGAUCCAGUGGCAGCCUCCUAAAGAGAUGGUUGGGGAGCAUGUGGGAUACCAACUGCAGUACAAGAGAGUAGAGGAAGAAGCUUUCACCAUCAAAGACUUCAGAAAAAUAGAUGACCAUUUCACAGUCACCGGCCUCCACAAGGGCGCCACCUACAUCUUUAAACUGUGUGCCAAAAACCGAGCAGGUAAUGGGGAGGAAUAUGUGAAGGAGAUCAGCACUCCUGAAGACAUUCCCGGCAGCUACCCCCCAAAUCUGAGUGUGGUGGGGCUGACUGCCACCUCCACCCAACUGGCCUGGGACCCCCCUCCUCUGGCCGAGAGGAAUGGGAAAAUUGUGAAGUAUGUGGUGGUGUAUCGUGAUAUCAAUAGCCAGCACAAUAACACCAAUAGUACCACAGAAACACGGAUGACCGUCCAAGGUAUGCAGCCUGACACGACCUACGACAUCAGAGUCCAAGCUUUCACAAGUAAGGGGGGAGGUCCCAUUAGCCCCAGCAUCCAGAGCAGGACCAUGUCCACCUCCAUGCCAGACCUUCCCCCAGUAUUCACCAAGAACUUUGGCGUGAAGGCUGUGACGAAAACCUCUGUGCUGCUGACCUGGGAAGUGCCAGAAACAUACACAUCUCAAGUGCCUCUCAAGAUCUUGUACAACCAGAAGAGUGUGGAGGUCCAGGGGAACCUUAAGAGGAAGCUGAUCACUCAGCUUCAGCCAGAUACAGAUUACUCGUUUGUCCUGAUGAGUCGGGGGAACAGUGCCGGGGGUCUCCAACAGCAGGUCUCCAUCCGCACAGCUCCCGACCUCCUGAGGAUGAAACCUGCUCUGUACCAGCACGAUGUGGAAGAGGGUGGGAGAGUGACCGUCAGUCUACCCAGGGCCCCUGCUGGAGCCCCUGUCAGGUGGUACUACAUAGUGGUCGUCCCUGUCACCCCAGCUUCUCUGAGCAGAUGGGAGAGCCCUGAAGACAUGGACAUACAUGAGCUCCUGGAGACUGGUGCUGACAGCAAACUGCAGAGAAAGAGGAGACAGAGCCAGGACUUCCUGCAGCCCUACAUCACUGCCAAGCUUGACGUUCUGCCUGAGAUUUUUACUCUGGGUGAUGAGAAGAAAUACAAUGGCUACUACAACAAACCCCUCCCAGGCCAGCAGCAGUAUCGCUGCUUUGUUCUGGCUGACCUGAUGGACCAUGAGUCACAGAGGAUGUUUGCAGGGAGCCCAUUCUCCGAGCCCAUCAUGGUGAAGCUCCACAGUGGGAUGAGCCGACACACUGAGGACCCAGAGAUGCUGUGGGUAAUGGGUCCAGUCCUGGCUGUCAUUCUCAUCAUCAUCAUAGUCAUUGCUAUUCUACUCUUCAAAAGCAAACAAGAAAGGAAGAGAACGUCUCCAGCCAAGGAUGAGCACAUGGCAGGGGUCAAGGACUCACUGCUGGCCCAUUCCUCAGAUCCUGUGGAGAUGAGGAGACUCAACUACCAAACACAGGGUUCCAGUGCCCUCAGUUGUCCCAACACUCCAAGAAUGAGGGAACAUCCUCCAAUCCCUGUCUCUGACCUGGCAGACCACAUAGAGAGACUAAGGGGCAAUGACGGACUGCGCUUCUCUCAGGAAUAUGAGUCUAUUGAUCCAGGGCAGCAGUUCACCUGGGAGCACUCGAACCUGGAAGUUAACAAGCCAAAGAACCGCUAUGCAAAUGUGAUCGCUUAUGACCACUCCAGGGUCAUCCUCACACCUGUGGAUGGAGUUCCAGGUAGCGACUACGUUAAUGCCAAUUACAUUGAUGGCUACAGGAAGCAGAAUGCUUACAUCGCCACACAGGGGCCGCUGCCAGAGACACUGACUGAUUUCUGGAGGAUGGUGUGGGAGCAGAGAACCUGCACCAUUGUUAUGAUGACCCGUCUGGAAGAGAAGUCAAGGGUUAAGUGUGACCAGUAUUGGCCUAGUCGAGGCACAGAGACAUAUGGGAUGAUUCAGGUGACCAUGUUGGACACUGUGGAGUUGGCUACGUACAACGUACGUACAUUUGCCCUCUAUAAGAAUGGCUCGAGUGAGAAGAGAGAGGUCAGACAGUUCCAGUUCAUGGCAUGGCCUGACCAUGGAGUGCCUGAGUAUCCCACUCCAACGCUGGCCUUUCUACGCAGAGUCAAGGCCUGUAACCCUCCAGACGCUGGGCCAAUGGUGGUUCACUGCAGUGCUGGUGUUGGGAGGACAGGCUGCCUCAUUGUGAUUGAAGCCAUGCUGGAGAGGAUGAAACAUGAGAAGUCGGUGGACAUUUAUGGUCAUGUGACAUGUAUGCGAGCUCAGAGGAACUACAUGGUGCAGACAGAGGAGCAGUACAUAUUCAUCCACGAGGCCCUGCUAGAAGCUGCAACAUGUGGCAAUACAGAAGUCCCUGCACGCAACCUCUAUGCCCACAUCCAGAAGCUCACCCACAUCCCCCCUGGAGAGACUGUCACUGCCAUGGAACUGGAGUUCAAGAAACUGGCCAACUCAAAAGCACAUACCUCAAGAUUCAUCAGUGCCAACCUACCGUGUAACAAAUUCAAGACCCGCCUGGUGAACAUCAUGCCUUUUGAGACUACCCGCGUCUGCCUACAGCCAAUAAGAGGGGUGGAGGGCUCAGACUACAUCAACGCCAGCUUCAUUGAUGGAUACAGGCAGCAGAAAUCAUACAUGGCCACCCAGGGCCCGUUAGCCGAGACCACAGAAGACUUUUGGAGAAUGUUGUGGGAACACAACUCCACCAUUGUAGUCAUGCUCACCAAGCUCCGCGAGAUGGGACGGGAAAAGUGCCAUCAGUACUGGCCUGCCGAGCGUUCUGCACGCUACCAGUACUUUGUUGUGGACCCCAUGGCUGAGUACAACAUGCCUCAGUAUAUCCUGAGAGAGUUCAAAGUCACAGACGCCAGGGAUGGUCAGUCGAGGACCAUCAGACAGUUCCAGUUCACUGACUGGCCAGAGCAAGGAGUGCCAAAAACUGGGGAGGGAUUCAUUGACUUUAUAGGCCAGGUCCAUAAAACUAAGGAGCAGUUUGGACAAGACGGACCAAUUACUGUUCACUGCAGUGCUGGUGUUGGGCGGACCGGUGUGUUCAUCACCCUGAGCAUCGUCCUGGAGAGAAUGAGGUACGAGGGAGUGGUCGACCUCUUCCAGACUGUCAAGAUGCUCCGCACUCAGAGGCCAGCCAUGGUGCAGACAGAGGACCAGUACCAGCUGUGCUACCGGGCUGCUCUGGAGUACCUGGGAAGCUUUGAUCACUAUGCAACAUAACCCCACCCGGAAUGAACUGGUGUCUCAUCUGAGCCAUAUCCACUCAGCUCCAUCAGUCCCUUUGGCCUGAUGUGGAGGUUACAGAGGACUCUGUGUAUGUGCGUGCAUAUGUGCGUGUGUGUGUGUGUGUGUGUGUGUGUGUGUGUUAGGUGGGGGUGGGGGUGGGGCCAUGAAACAGGGGAGGAGAAGAGAGGGAGCCGGACAACCACCCCUUGGACUGGUACCAUGAUUCUGCCACAGACCCAACACCAAAACCUCUCAGAAACCAACCCUGAAUGACUCGUAUCCAUGCCUCAUUCUCCUAUCACUUCCUGAUCUGCCUCCUCCCAAUAGCAAAAAUAUUUUUCUGCUAUUAUCAUUUAUAUUCACUAUUACUAUGUUGUUAUUAAUAUUUAGAAUUUAUUUUGUAAUCACUUACACUGGUUAUUCUAUUUCUUAAUAGUUUUAUUAUUUUUGUUAGCACUAAAAACCUGUAUUUUCAAGAUGCUCAAAGUUAUUAACACUGGAGAGCGUAUACUCACAGCUGCUAACCAUUUUAUUUUCUACCAUAGAUAUGAUAGUCUAAUGUGAUCAUUACUCCAUUGGCCCUGUUUAGAGGAAAAUGUGACUUUGAAUUCCUGUCUUCAUGUCACAUCUAUAAUGGUGAUAAUUUGUCCGCUGUAGGGUGAAAUAAACUCUUGACGAUUCACAACUGAACAACUGCUGGUAGAAAUGCUCGAAUGACUUUCUCAGCCAUCAGAGAUCUGGAUAAAAAAGAAAUGUGAAGCUGUUGGAAAGGUUAUAUGCACAACUGUUUUCACAUCCUUUUUGUGAAAAGGAAAUGGGUAAGGUAGACUUGACCCACCCUUCUUUGUAUGGAAAAAAAAGAAUUUCCAACACCCCAAUUUAUGACAAGAUGUUUUCUAAUGAAAACAUUCAGCUAACAUUCAAUGCUAAAUCUAAGUCACUGUGGUUUAGAUGCUAAACCUUGAUACAUAAGGCCUACUCCGUUCUAUGUAUAUUUUCAUUUUUGUCAACUAAUCCUAAAACACAACCACCAGUGUCCAUCCUUCCAACUUUCUGAUGUCUAAAAUGCUUUCUGUGGCUCUCUGUACCAAGAUGUUCCUAUUGGCAAAAUAUCUUUUAAAUUUUUUAAUUAACAGCUUCACAUGGUUGAGAACAUUUUUUUUGUUUGAGACUAUUUUCAGCAAUAGAGUAAUUCACAUAUGGUGCUGUAGUUAAUAUUUGAGGCUGCAGGGCGGGUCAAUGAUGAGUCUAAAUAACUACAGUUUUCUACAGUUUUCAUGGUAAUGAAGAACAUCUCACCCAAUGCUACAGUGUGUCUCACUAAUAGUUUUUGGGAACAAUGAAGCCCUCAGGCUGAGAGGAGUAACAUUUUUCACCAGUUCACUGUUGGUUUGAGUCAGGACUUGUUGACACAUUUGGAAUAUCAUCCACAUUUGACUUAAAAUAAAUCCCCAAUUUUGUUGGAACAGAUUGAUGCCCGAAACUGAGAAUGUGCAUGUAUUUAAAACCAUUCCAGUUCUCAAAUUCAAAGUAUUAACAUUGAGUUCAAAAGAAAUAAAGAAUUUAAGCAUCAAUAUUAGAUAAUAUUAAAACCUCAAAAAUCAAUUCAACUAUGAAGGUCAAACUCAUCAAAAAUCACAAAAACACAUCCACCUUUAGAAGUAUCCCAGCCAAACAGAUUUUCUGGGCUCGAAUAAAUUCACAAAAUGUCCAUAUAUUGUGUUACACUUGUUGUUUAGUUAAUGGAGAAUGGAUGUUGCCCCAUUACAUCAUGGGCCAUAUGUCUGCACCAAACAAAACACAGAGAAGUGACUCUUAUUUCUGACUUGCCCACUCAUCUCAUGACUUUGCUUUUCUGUUUGCAUACAUGGUUUUACAGAAGAAUGACACAAGCAGUUCAGUGAAUCUCACUUCAUGUUAUAUUACAGCUCAUCUAUUUUAUCACUGUGUUGCAGACAGUCAAACAAGUAACUGCAUUGGUGAAUCUCUGUCUUUUACUGGAUGAGAUGACAAAGUCUGAGGGUUUGGGUUGAAGUGAAUUCAUGCAGAGGUCCUACAUGAUCUGUUUUCUAUUUGUUAAUAAAAAGCAGAAAAAUGUCUUGAAAAUGUUGUUGUUAAUAAAGUUGAAUA